CGUUUCGCUUCUUCUCUCCCUAAUUUCCAUUUCGAUCUUUUCUUUCUUUCUCUCUCGCUCGCGCGUCUCUGAGAUUUCUAGGGUUUUCAAUUUUCACAGUUUUCAGUUUCCACUCAGAUUGAUUCAGAUUCCACACGCACUUCAAUGGUGACCGACACGGUCAUUGCAUUGGUUUCUGAAUCAAAUUCCACUGCUGCAAUCCGAAUCUCACCUCCUCCUUCAUUGUCAUGACUGCUCUCGCCGCCGGCGAAUGGCUCGAUAUCGUUUCCGGCGCCUCCGUUUCCUCGUCGUCGCCUUCGCCGUCGUUGUAUUCUCUCGGCAGUGUGCGUGUGACGAUGAAUUUUCUGUAACUGAUUUGGAUUGGAGCGUUUUUCAUCAGGAUUACUCGCCGCCUGCUCCGCCGCCACCGCCGCCUCAUCCGCCGUCGGUGUCAUGCGUGGACGAUCUCGGCGGGGUAGGGACUCUGGACACGACGUGUAAGAUAACGGAGGAUGCGAACCUCACCCGCGGCGUGUAUAUAGCAGGGGAGGGUAAUUUUAACAUCCUACCUGGGGUGAGGUUUCAUUGUGAGAUUCCUGGGUGCUGGAUAACCGUUAAUGUCACUGGUAAUUUUAGUUUAGGUAGCAACGCGUCGAUCGUCACCGGAGCUUUUGAGUUGGAGUCAGAGUAUGCUGUUUUUGAGAAUGGUUCGGUGGUGAACACGACGUGUAUGGCGGGGGAUCCUCCUCCUCAGACGAGUGGUACUCCUCAAGGGGUUGAUGGGGGUGGCGGUGGCUACGGUGGUAGGGGUGCUGGAUGUCUGGUGGAUACGAAGAAGCUACCGGAGGAUGUUUGGGGAGGGGAUGCCUAUUCCUGGUCUUCACUGCAGAACCCAUCUAGUUUCGGCAGCCGUGGUGCAUCCACUAGCAAGGAGAGUGAGUAUGGUGGGUUGGGGGGAGGGGUUGUGAGGUUGACGAUACAUAAGAUUGUGGAGAUGAAUGCAAGUCUUCUGGCUGAAGGGGGCGAUGGUGGGAACAAGGGUGGAGGUGGCUCCGGAGGCAGCAUCUACAUCAAGGCUUACAGAAUGACUGGUAAUGGGAUAAUAAGUGCUUGUGGAGGUAAUGGUUUUGCUGGUGGUGGCGGUGGCAGAGUUUCAGUUGAUGUUUUCAGUAGGCAUGAUGAGCCCAAAAUUUCUGUGCAUGGUGGUAGUAGCUAUGCUUGUCCUGAAAAUGCAGGUGCUGCUGGGACUCUCUAUGAUGCAGUUCCUCGAAGCCUUAUUGUUGACAACCAUAACAAGACAACUGAUACAGAGACACUUCUAUUGGAGUUUCCUUAUCAACCUCUUUGGACUAACGUUUACGUACGUAAUAAGGCUAGGGCCACCGUUCCAUUGCUAUGGAGUCGUGUGCAGGUGCAAGGACAGAUAAGUAUCUUGCAGGGUGGAGUUUUGAGCUUUGGGCUGCCACACUACGCUACGUCAGAGUUCGAGUUAUGGGCUGAAGAACUUCUGAUGAGUGAUUCUGUGAUGAAGGUAUAUGGAGCUCUACGCAUGUCUGUAAAAAUGUUCUUGAUGUGGAACUCAAAAAUGCUCAUAGAUGGUGGGGAAGAUAUAACGGUGGCAACUUCUUUGCUUGAGGCUAGUAAUUUGAUUGUUCUCCGGGGGUCUUCUGUGAUACAUUCUAAUGCAAACCUCGGAGUUCACGGACAAGGUCUACUUAAUUUAUCAGGCCCAGGAGAUUGGAUUGAGGCACAACGUUUGGUUUUAUCCCUAUUUUAUAGUAUUCAUGUUGGGCCUGGUUCUGUCUUGCGUGGUCCAUUGGAGAAUGCAACGACUGAUGAUGUUACUCCAGAGCUUUACUGUGACAACAAAGGUUGCCCCUAUGAGUUGCUUCAUCCUCCUGAAGAUUGCAAUGUGAACUCGUCCUUGUCAUUCACACUUCAGAUCUGCCGGGUUGAGGACAUCCUUGUCGAAGGCCUUAUAAAAGGUUCUGUUGUUCAUUUCCAUAGGGCAAGGACCAUAACUGUUGAAUCUUCUGGAAUAAUAUCUUCAUCUGGAAUGGGCUGUACUGGUGGUUUGGGCCGUGGAAAUAUUCUAAGUAAUGGUAUCGGCAGUGGUGGUGGGCAUGGUGGUAAAGGUGGGGAUGCAUGUUAUAAUGAUAACUGUGUUCAUGGUGGCAUUUCUUAUGGGUCUCCAGACCUGCCCUGUGAACUUGGUAGUGGAAGUGGAAAUGGCAGCUCAACCGGUACCACAGCUGGGGGUGGGAUCAUAGUCAUUGGAUCGUUAGAACAUCCUCUGUCAAGUUUGUCAAUUCAAGGUUCUGUAAAUGCUGAUGGGGGAAAUUUUGAACCAGCAAUUGGAAAAGAAAAAUUUGCAAUUUUUAACAAUUUAACGGGAGCUCCUGGGGGUGGAUCUGGUGGCACUAUACUAUUGUUUCUCCACACCCUUGCCAUUGGUGAAUCAGCUAUUCUUUCUAGUAUGGGGGGAUAUAGCAUUUCUAAUGGAGCUGGUGGUGGAGGUGGCGGAAGAAUUCAUUUUCAUUGGUCUGACAUUCCCACCGGAGAUGUAUAUCUGCCCAUUGCUAGUGUGAAAGGAGACAUUCAGACUGGCGGUGGAAAGGGUAAAGGCCUGGGUGGCUCUGGAGCAAAUGGGACCACAACUGGGAAGGCUUGCCCCAAAGGGCUCUACGGUACAUUUUGUGAGGAAUGUCCAGCAGGCACUUACAAGAAUGUUACUGGAUCUGAUAAAUCACUUUGCCAUAUUUGUCCUGUUCAUGAGCUUCCUCAUCGUGCUGUUUAUACUUCAGUCCGAGGUGGUAUUACUGACACCCCUUGCCCUUAUCAAUGCGUUUCGGACAGAUAUCACAUGCCGGACUGUUAUACAGCUCUUGAAGAACUAAUUUACACUUUCGGUGGACCCUGGUUAUUCGGUCUUUUUCUUACCGGUCUCUUGAUCCUGUUAGCACUGGUGCUUAGUGUCGCAAGAAUGAAAUUUGUUGGGGUUGAUGAAUUACCAGGACCAGCUCCCACCCAGCAGGGUUCUCAAAUAGAUCAUUCCUUCCCUUUCCUGGAGUCACUAAAUGAGGUCUUAGAAACAAACAGAGUGGAAGAGUCCCAGAGUCACGUUCAUAGGAUGUACUUCAUGGGACCCAAUACUUUCAGUGAGCCCUGGCAUCUGCCACAUACACCUUCGGAACAAAUACAGGAUAUUGUUUACGAGAGUGCGUUCAAUACAUUUGUGGAUGAGAUUAAUGCUAUAGCAGCUUAUCAAUGGUGGGAGGGAGCAAUAUAUAGUGUUCUCUCUGCUCUUGGAUAUCCGCUUGCAGUGUCUUGGCAACAAUGGCGCAGGAGAUUGAAGUUGCAGCGUUUGCGUGAGUUUGUUCGAUCAGAGUAUGAUCAUGCUUGCCUUCGUUCUUGCCGGUCACGAGCUCUCUAUGAAGGAAUCAAGGUAAAUGCAACUUCUGACUUGAUGCUUGCUUAUGUUGACUUCUUCCUUGGUGGGGAUGAAAAGAGGACAGAUCUUCCUCCUCGAUUACAUGAAAGGUUCCCAAUGGCAUUGCUUUUUGGAGGUGAUGGUAGUUAUAUGGCUCCAUUCUCCCUUCACAAUGAUAAUAUCAUUACCAGCCUCAUGAGUCAGUCAGUUCAACCUACAACGUGGUAUCGAUUGGUUGCUGGGCUGAAUGCACAACUGCGGUUAGUUCGCCGUGGACGACUAAGAGUAACAUUUCGACCUGUUCUCAGAUGGCUUGAGACUCAUGCCAAUCCUGCUUUGGGUGUCCAUGGUGUACGUGUUGAUCUGGCCUGGUUUCAGGCUACAAGUCUUCGCUAUUGUCACUAUGGGCUUGUAAUUUAUCCUAUUGAAAGUGGAGAUUCUGUGCCCGCUGGAGGAAGUAUCGACGGGGCUUUAAGAACUGAGGAAAGAUCGCGUGCUCAGAGUGUCAAGAAGGAACAUCCUUUGGGGCUUGCAAGCAAUGCCCACUUAAGCCCUGGUGGAAGAAUGGAGGACAAUUAUAUGAGGCGAAAGAUGCAUGGAGUUGUUUUAGAUGUAAACAAUUUGCAGAUGCUUGAUGAGAAGAGAGAUAUCUUUUAUUUUCUCUCUUUCAUACUUCAGAAUACAAAACCUGUUGGGCAUCAGGAUCUUGUUGGUUUAGUGAUCUCAAUGUUGCUUCUAGGAGAUUUUAGUUUAGCAUUACUUACGCUGCUUCAGUUGUAUUCAAUUUCUUUGGCGGAUGUCUUUCUUGUAUUGUUUAUAUUACCUUUUGGCAUUCUUCUCCCAUUUCCUGUUGGAAUCAAUGCUCUAUUCAGUCAUGGACCAAGGCGUUCUGCAGGCCUAGCACGUCUCUAUGCUCUGUGGAACAUUACAUCGUUUAUAAAUGUUGUGGUUGCAUUACUUUGUGGAUAUAUUCAUUACAACUCUCAAUCGUCUUCCAGUAAAAAACACCCCAGCAUUCAGCCAUGGAAUAUCAUGGACGAAAAUGAAUGGUGGAUUUUCCCAGUUGGAUUGGUUUUAUGUAAAUUAUUCCAGUCUCAACUCAUCAAUUGGCAUGUUGCCAAUCUGGAAAUUCAAGACCGUUCCUUGUAUAGUAACGAUUUUGAGCUGUUCUGGCAGUCAUGAUGGUAUGUUCACAACAUAUAUUUAACAUUAACUUCCCCCCUUUCCCUCCUCUUCUAUCGAUCCUUCGAAUGUUCAUUUGAGUACGGUCAUCUAGAAUAGGUCAAAGAUUGACAUAGAGAUGAUAGGAAAACUUGAGGUGGGAGGAAAUAGAACUACAGAAAUCUAAAGUAGAGGCAUUUGAUACUGUAACACCUAAUGUUCAAUAGUUCUUUUAAAAAUGAAAUCAUUUUACCUUGAA
Molecule: messenger RNA, 4829 nt
Organism: Lotus japonicus
Lineage: Eukaryota; Viridiplantae; Streptophyta; Magnoliopsida; Fabales; Fabaceae
Exons: 22
Coding region: 251-4591 (1446 amino acids)
Source: RefSeq, a predicted model, not a curated record